This is a messenger RNA of Tauraco erythrolophus (red-crested turaco), 1347 nucleotides long. The record is from RefSeq and is a predicted model, not a curated record. Lineage: Eukaryota; Metazoa; Chordata; Aves; Musophagiformes; Musophagidae.
UCAAAUUACAUGAUGAUUGAAGACAAUAAAGAGAAUGAAGACCAUGCAUCUGAAAGAGGGAGAACGGCCAUAAUUUUUUCCUUGAAGAAUGAAGUCGGAGGACUCGUAAAAGCAUUAAAACUCUUUCAGGAGAAGCAUGUAAAUCUGGUACACAUUGAGUCACGGAAGUCCAAGAGACGAAAUUCUGAGUUUGAGAUCUUUGUGGACUGUGACAGUAACAGGGAACAAUUGAAUGAGAUCUUCCAGCUCCUGAAAUCCCACGUCAACGUUGUCUCUAUGAACCCGACAGAGCAUUUUAAUGUCCAGGGAAAUGACAUGGAGAAUGUUCCCUGGUUUCCGAAGAAGAUCUCAGAUUUGGAUAAGUGUGCAAACCGAGUGCUGAUGUACGGGUCUGAUUUGGAUGCUGACCAUCCAGGUUUCAAAGACAAUGUGUAUCGCAAGAGGCGAAAGUAUUUUGCAGACCUGGCUAUGAACUACAAACACGGUGACCCAAUUCCUAAGAUUGAAUUCACUGAGGAGGAGAUCAAGACUUGGGGGACUGUGUACCGAGAGCUUAACAAGCUUUACCCAACUCACGCCUGCAGAGAGUACCUUAAAAACCUACCCUUGCUCACCAAAUACUGUGGGUACAGAGAAGACAACAUCCCCCAGCUGGAAGAUGUGUCCCGCUUCCUGAAAGAGCGCACAGGUUUCACCAUUCGCCCUGUUGCUGGAUAUCUGUCGCCCAGAGACUUCUUGGCAGGAUUAGCAUUCAGAGUAUUUCACUGCACUCAAUAUGUCAGACAUAGUUCGGACCCUCUCUAUACACCAGAGCCUGAUACAUGCCAUGAGCUCCUAGGCCAUGUCCCUCUUUUGGCUGAACCCAGUUUUGCACAGUUCUCCCAGGAAAUUGGUCUUGCAUCACUCGGGGCAUCAGAUGAGGCUGUCCAAAAACUGGCAACAUGCUAUUUCUUCACUGUAGAGUUUGGCUUAUGCAAGCAAGAGGGACAGCUACGAGUUUAUGGGGCUGGCUUGCUCUCUUCAAUUAGUGAGCUCAAGCACUCGCUCUCUGGCAGUGCCAAAGUCAAGCCUUUUGAUCCAAAGGUCACCUGCAAGCAAGAAUGCCUCAUCACAACUUUCCAGGAGGUUUACUUUGUUUCCGAAAGUUUUGAAGAAGCAAAGGAAAAGAUGAGAGAGUUUGCAAAAACCAUCAAACGCCCGUUUGGCCUGAAGUACAAUCCGUAUACUCAAAGCGUGCAGAUCCUGAAAGACACGAAGAGCAUUGCCAGUGUGGUCAAUGAGCUACGUCAUGAGCUGGACAUUGUCAGCGAUGCCCUCAGCAAGAUGGGCAAGCAGCUGGAAGUUUAA